AUGUACUCCAAGAACAUCUUCGCCGCUGGCGCGCUCCUCAGCGUUGUCGCUGCUGUGCCAUUGGCCGCCAACAAGCGCGACCUCGUUUGGGUCACCGAGACCGACGAGGCUGUUGUCACUGUUCCAGUAACUACCACUAUCUGGGUCAACCCAGGCGAGACUGCUCCUACGGCCGUCUCCACCGUUCAGGCUGAUGCCCAUACGGUCUCCCAUUACGGUCACCACACCCACUCUACGUCUUCCAGCGCUCCAGCUCCUUCUGCUCCGGCUCCUUCUGGCCCAGCUUCCAGCGCAGCGCCCAGCUCGAGCAGCUCCGCCUAUGUUGCACCGUCGUCCAGCUCGGUAUACGUUGCACCCUCUUCCAGCUCGGUCUAUGUCGCGCCAUCCUCCAGUAGCUCGGUCUAUGUCGCUCCCACGACCUCCACAUCCGUCUACGUUGCGCCUACCACUUCCACUUACGUCGCGCCGACCACGAGCUCUACCUCGCAAUAUGUUGCUCCAUCUUCCAGCGCUUCGCCAACCACAGCUCAGGCCUCAAGCAGCGUCGCAGCCGCCGCCCCAGCUGCUGCAUCCUGCACGAACGCCAACACUGGAAACACCUUGAGCGGCCAAGCCGCAGUCGGAACCUCCUACAGCGGUGACCUGACCUACUACCAGACCGGCAUGGGUGCCUGCGGCUGCACUUCCGGCCAAUCUGAUAACAUUGUCGCUGUGUCCGAGUCCCUCUUCGACCAAUUCACCAUUGCGGGCAAUCCCAACCUGAACCCUCUCUGCGGCAAGCAAGUCAGCAUUACCGGCGCCAACGGCCAGGCCUACACGGCCACUAUCGUCGACCGCUGCACGGGCUGCAAGGUCCAGGACUUGGACUUGAGCCAGGGCUUCUUCAACACUGUCACCAACAAUGGUGAUGGUCGUGUGCACAACAUGAACUGGAGCUUCCUUAACUAA
Molecule: messenger RNA, 948 nt
Organism: Recurvomyces mirabilis
Lineage: Eukaryota; Fungi; Ascomycota; Dothideomycetes; Mycosphaerellales; Teratosphaeriaceae
Exons: 1
Coding region: 1-948 (315 amino acids)
Source: RefSeq, a predicted model, not a curated record